This is a messenger RNA of Magallana angulata, 2101 nucleotides long. RefSeq names its product homeobox protein SIX6-like. Gene Ontology annotation, cellular component: transcription regulator complex; nucleus. Bases 342 to 1139 code for a protein of 265 amino acids. Gene Ontology annotation, biological process: regulation of transcription by RNA polymerase II. The record is from RefSeq and is a predicted model, not a curated record. Gene Ontology annotation, molecular function: DNA-binding transcription factor activity, RNA polymerase II-specific; RNA polymerase II cis-regulatory region sequence-specific DNA binding. The transcript is spliced from 2 exons. Lineage: Eukaryota; Metazoa; Mollusca; Bivalvia; Ostreida; Ostreidae.
CCCCUCCCCCCGAUGUGUGUGCUUAAUGAUGUUGACAUAUCUCCAAGAAUCAUUGAGUUGUCAAUUUAAAAACCUUAGGAGAGCGUAUGACAUAUGUGUAUUAAUCCUAUGUCUUCUUGGAUAAAACCCCUGUAUGAUAGGGCCUAUCACACCAAGGAGGGAUACUUCACCAGAAUCGGCCGGAGAACACAGAAACAUUCUUAGAUGAAGUUUUUAUCAUGACUUCUUAAUUUUCCGUCGUAUAAAUUUUUUUUUCGUUGGAAAACUUUUGAAAUUUUGUAGUCUGGAUUUUUAAACCUAGCUUCUGUGGCGGUGAGAGUUUGUUGUUUGAAAGAGACAAAAUGUUUGCUCUUCCUACUCUACAUUUUACACCUCAACAAGUAGCGCAAGUUUGUGAAACUUUGGAGGAAAGUGGAGACAUUGAACGCUUGGGACGUUUUCUCUGGUCUUUACCUGUCAACCCGUCCGCGUGCGAGGCUCUGAACAAGCAUGAAUCGGUACUGAGGGCCCGGGCUCUAGUUUCUUUCCACACAGGAAAUUACAGAGACCUUUAUCACAUUCUUGAACAUCACAAAUUUACCAAAGAAUCCCAUGCCAAACUUCAGGCAAUGUGGCUGGAGGCCCAUUACCAGGAGGCAGAGAAACUCCGAGGACGACCCUUAGGUCCAGUGGACAAAUACAGAGUCCGAAAGAAGUUUCCCCUCCCGAGGACGAUAUGGGACGGGGAGCAGAAGACGCACUGCUUCAAAGAGAGGACAAGAAACCUGCUCAGAGAAUGGUACCUACAGGACCCUUACCCGAACCCGACCAAAAAGAGAGAACUGGCUUCGGCUACAGGACUGACGCCUACCCAAGUGGGAAACUGGUUCAAGAACAGGCGACAAAGAGACAGGGCGGCUGCAGCUAAAAACAGACUUCAAAACCAUCAAAACGGAGACAAGCUGAACUGCCUGGGAGCAUCAUCGCCGACCGGCAGGUCGAUGACGUCAUUCGACGAUGACGAGAAAAUCGACGUUGACGUCGAGGACGAUGAUGACGACUUUGACAAUCUGGACGACUCUCGCAGUAGCACGAGUUCUCCCAACUCCCAGAUAUCUGCCCAGAGCCCACCCAGCCAACUCAAAUUGUCACUCACAUAAUUGUGACGUCACAAUUAUAUGCUUACUGCUUAUUGCGAUCUGGAAUCGAAACUGACGAUUUUUUUUCUUCUCGAACAGUUGUUUAAAAAGAUUUUCAGAAAGUGUGUAAGAAAAACGAUUUAGAUCGAGUCUUGCCAUCUGUGGAUGUUGUUUUGUUGCUAACACUUCAUGGACCUCGGUAUUGGGUGUUUCAUCGCUUUCAUAUGUGUAUCCCGUUAUUUUAUAGACUCUUGUUUAUUGUACAGAUUUGCCUCAUUAUGUGGUUGUCGAAGCAUUUUCAUUUUAUUUGAAGUGCUAAAACUUUAUACAUGCAUAUAUAUAAUCUUAUGAAUUUGUUAUUGUGGUGUACAAUUACCUGUGUGUACACUAGCGUACGUAAAACAAAAUAUUUGCUUUAAAACGGUGAAUUUAAAUGACAGUAGUACGGGUUGAAUUUUUUCGUUUAAACUACAGCACAAUUAACUUCACAAAAUAUCCACAAUAAAAAAUUGUUUAAGUUUAUUAUCAGAACUCGAUGUAAUUAGAGUAAUAUUUUGUCUAUAUACUACAUCUUUAUUCAUGAUCCUGAGCCCUUACUAGAAAUCUUGGUUUUCAUUUCCAACAAUUAAUGUACUCGAUAUCAAUCCUUAUCAUUUGCACAUAAGUGCACAUGUGGACACUAUAGUUAAUCACUGCGCAAUAAGUCAAAUGGUUAAGUAACUUAGGGAAAGUUAAAAAAGAAACAUCUGUAGUCAUGUAAAUUGUUAUAUUUACACUAAAACUUAUACCAAAGAUGUCAUAAAAAAUAUAGAAUGGCUACACAAGUUUCUUUAGAAUAAUAUUAGUCAAAAGUACACUAGUAAUAUGAAAAUUAAACUUGUGAAGUUUGAGAAAAAUAUAUUAGUAAGCGAGUACCGAUUUAUUGUUCCAUUUAUGUCCCCAUUGUUAUGUUAAUGAUUAAAGUGAUCGAAAUAUCAAGGAAA